CGAUCAUCAUCACUAAUCUCCUAUAUUUUAUUUCACAUAUAAAACCCUCAAAAAAGAAAAAACACCAAAGCAAACAUCAUCAUCAUUUUUAUUGAACUCAUCGAAAAGGAAAAAAAAAAUAUGGAUGAAGAAUUACUAGAAUUACAAAGACAACUGGAAUCAGCCCAACAAGCCAAAUCAAGCAUUCGAUUAUCCGAAAGAAACGUUGUUGAAUUAGUUCAAAAACUUCAACUUCUUCAUAUUAUUGAUUUUGAUCUUCUUCACACUGUUUCCGGCAAAGAAUAUAUCACUCCUGAGCAACUACGUGUUGAGAUUGUGAAAGAGAUUGAGAAGUUAGGGCGUUUAUCAUUGAUUGAUCUUGCUGAUUGUGUUGGUGUUGAUUUAUAUCAUGUGGAAAAACAAGCACAAGUUGUCGUGGAUAAUGAUUCGUUGUUGAUGUUGAUUAAUGGUGAAAUAAUAUCGGAUUGGUAUUGGAAUAAUGUCUGUGAAGAGAUUAAUGACCGGCUUCAAGAAUGUAGUCAGAUUGCUCUUGCUGAGAUUGCGGCACAAUAUCAAGUUGGUUCGGAGUUACUUGUGACAGUUUUGGAGCCGCGUCUUGGAUCCAAGGUAAAAGGCAGACUUGAAGGUGGUCAGCUAUACACACCAGCAUAUGUUGCACGUGUAAACGCAAUGGUCCGUGGAGCUGCUAGGGCCAUCACCGUCCCUAUGAACUUGUCAGCAUUGUGGAGCUCAUUGCAGGUACUACUACAAGAAAUGGAUGGUGCUAGUGGUGUGGCUGUUGAAGGAUCAUUUUUUCAAUCAAUGUUCAAUGGAUUGGUGAAGGAAGGGCAGGUUCUUGGAUCAGUUCGUGCUGGAGUUCAUUGGACACCCAGUGUGUUCGCCAUCGCUCAAAAGGAAUGUGUAGAUUCUUUCUUUUCACAGAACUCUGUUGUCAGCUAUGAAGCUCUGCACAAACUUGGAAUUUCACAACCCGUUCAGUUUCUGCAGUCCAGAUAUCCUGAAGGCAUACCCUUAGUUACUUUAUUUGUUCACCCAUCAACUAUUGAGAUGCUGGAUUCUGCGGUAGAGGAUGUCAUUGACCGUGGUAGCUGGAUUGAUUCACUUUCAGUUUUACCAACAUCCUUUUCUUCCCAGGAUGCAAAUAAGAUGUUGUCUCUUUGUCCAUCCAUCCAGACGGCGCUUAAGGCUAAUAAAGCACUCAUUUUGGGAGAUUCAUAUGUUUUCAGCACUGGAUUUGUCAAGGAUCUUUAUGAACGUAUGGAGAAAGAUUUAGAUAACAUUAGUUUAUCUGGGCAUACAGAUGACCCUCAUGUUACCAAAGUUGCUAAAUUAGGGCAAGAAGCAAACAGCAAUCUUGAUAUUAAUGACACGAGUAGUGAAAGUGGGUCCAAUAAACAAUCAGCAGAUAGAGGAUCAAGGAAAAAGAAAGGAAAAACCAACACAAACACAAAAAAUAGUGCAUCUGAUAAUAUCUUGGAUGAUCAAGAUCCUGCUCCUGCUAAAUCAAAGAAAAAUCAGAGAAAAGGCAAGGGUACAUCUUCAUCGCAGGGGUCCGACCCAAAGUCUAGUAAAAUAAAAGACGAAACUCGUGGUAUGUUUUCAGAAGAAGAUUUAUGCCAAAAGAUAACUGAAAUUGUUCCAGACUUUGAAGAUCAAGCUGUUGAUCCAGAGACAGUUCUUGUGCCCUUAGCAAGUCAUUUACGACCCAUGCUGCUAAAUGCGUGGAAUGAGAGGAAAAAGGCCUCAUUUACUGAUAAUACACAGAAAAUCAAACGUGUGCUUGAUAAUUUGCAAAAGAAACUUGAUGAGUCUUCAUUGAAUUUGCAGUUAUAUGAGAAAAGUUUAGAAUUGUUUGAAGACAACCCAACCACUUUGACUCUUUUGCACCGACAUUUACUAAGAACUGCCGCUGCUCCUAUGGUUGACAUGCUGUUAUCAAACAUGGAUAUGCUCAAUAAGUUGAGAAAUGGUGCUGAUGUUCAAGACUUCGACAAUACAGAAUUUAUUUCACUUAGCUCGGGGGAUCGCAUUACUCUGGCAAAGAAUUUUGAAGGGCCUCUAUCUGUAAAGGCUAAUGCAGUUGUCGAAACUUUGGAAGGGAAGAGUGUUGAAGCGUAUAUGACAGCACUAAGAGCAUUUGCAGAUGAAUGUGGGUUAACCGUGAAAAAGCUUGACAAGAAAUUGGAAAGAACUCUCCUUCAUUCAUAUCGCAAGGAUUUAUCUGCUCAAGUUUCUGCUGAAACUGAUCCAGUUGCCAUUCUGCCUAAAGUUGUUUCUCUACUUUAUAUACAGUUUUACUCAAGAGCUCUUCAAGCACCAGGGAGGGCCAUUUCAGUUGCAAUCUUUAAGUUAAAGGAUAAAUUAGAUGAUUCAGCGUACAAAACCCUAGAGGAGUACCGUGCUGCAACGGUGACACUUUUGCAGCUUAUAUCAGCAGCAACAGGCGAUGAAGAAGAUUGUACAUCUGACAGGACUUCAAGCAAAAAGGAGCUUCUGGAGAGGUUGAUGCCGACAUUGAAAGGCCUAGUUGCUCGUCCUUCACAAUAGGUUCUUCUAACAUUUAAGAUACUCCAAACAAACCAAAAGCAUCAUCCGAUUUGGAGAGACAAGCAAUGUUGUUAAUUUUGGCUGCCUUAGUUUUUAGGAGAGCUUAAGAUGUAGAAAGGAAUGUCAGGAGUCUCUUGUCGAUGCAAAGUAGCCGAGUAUGUUAUGUUUUUUUUGGAUGGAUACUUGUUAGUUUAUAAUGGUGGAUAUAGACUAGACGGUAAAGUAAAUCAAUGAAGAAUGUAAGCAAAACAUGCCAUAUAAAAUAUAGAAAUGAUAAUAGUUUUGAGUAUUA
Messenger RNA from Erigeron canadensis, 2839 nucleotides. Its product is annotated as E3 UFM1-protein ligase 1 homolog. Gene Ontology annotation, biological process: regulation of proteasomal ubiquitin-dependent protein catabolic process; response to endoplasmic reticulum stress; protein K69-linked ufmylation. NCBI's taxonomy places the organism in Eukaryota, Viridiplantae, Streptophyta, Magnoliopsida, Asterales, Asteraceae. The record is from RefSeq and is a predicted model, not a curated record. Gene Ontology annotation, cellular component: endoplasmic reticulum membrane. Bases 121 to 2547 code for a protein of 808 amino acids. The transcript is spliced from 20 exons. Gene Ontology annotation, molecular function: UFM1 ligase activity.